AUGGCAGGAUCAAAGAACGAAUACUCUGGUGGUGCAUCUGGAAAAGCACUCAGAAAUGAACAAGAAGCAAAAGGACUUGGUACAGGACCAGGUCACCAAACUACAGAAGACGCAGAUGCUGCAUUCAAGAGCGCACCUGUGAGAACCGACGCACCUGUUGUUAGCGGAAUUGAAGUCAACAACAAGUCACACGGUACUGACAGCCAUGUCGGUGCAGCUGGCGCCGAUGGAAAUAUCGAAGUUUCUGGUGGUGCACCAACAUCAAAGUUAGCAUAA
Messenger RNA from Wallemia mellicola CBS 633.66, 276 nucleotides. RefSeq lists its product as hypothetical. Lineage: Eukaryota; Fungi; Basidiomycota; Wallemiomycetes; Wallemiales; Wallemiaceae. The record is from RefSeq and is a predicted model, not a curated record. Bases 1 to 276 code for a protein of 91 amino acids. The transcript has 2 exons.